Molecule: messenger RNA, 2693 nt
Organism: Gadus morhua (Atlantic cod)
Lineage: Eukaryota; Metazoa; Chordata; Actinopteri; Gadiformes; Gadidae
Exons: 2
Coding region: 27-1787 (586 amino acids)
Molecular function (GO): zinc ion binding; nucleic acid binding
Source: RefSeq, a predicted model, not a curated record
CAGAAGCAGCAGGUACUAUAUGGCCCAUGGGAGGGACUUUUGAUCCAAUAAUGUAUAGGGACAUGGAGGUAGUAAUAAGGAAUUACAUAGAUAACAGAAGUGGAAAAACGGCAUCAGCAAAGAGGGACAGGGAAAAGUUAGUACUAGCUUUGUUCUUAGAGGAAGGAGAGAGGUGGCGAACAUUACAGAGAGUGGCGGGAGAUAUAAUUGCUAAUAACAACAAGGCUCAACCAUUGCCUCUGACGGUUGAGUCACCGCUGCACAAACUAGUACCGUUGUACCCAUUGCUAAAAGACAACGUAGAAUCUAAAGGGGAAGUCACACUAGAUGAAGGAGAUAAUAAAUGUAACAAUACUGACAUUAAUUCUAGUAAGAGUAAAGAUGAGGACGAAGAUGGGGCAAGUGGUGUUGAGCACAGUAAUGAAGAUGUGAAAGAUGGCAAUGAGCAGGUUUGCGAGGGGCCUUCUCCAGGAAAGAAAAGGAGAGGAAAGAGAUCAGUAAAGAGAACGAAGGCUCAGAGGAGUGAUAGAGAUGGGGAAGAGAGUUUCUGUGCGUUUCGAGGGCCAGAGGAGCCUUGCUGUAGUGCAGCAUUAUGGGACUCCCUGGCACUCGAAACACAGGGGAGACCAAGGAGAUCACAGAGAGGAGAAAAAGCACCCGAAACUUCUCCAGGGAACUAUCCUAUUCUAGUCGAAGGACAACAGGUCCAUUAUCAACCAUGGGGUUCACAGGACUUGGAGGGAGUCAUUUCUAGACUCCCUAACAUACUUAACGGGGCGUCUAAAUGGAUUAGAACAUUUGAGGAACUCACAGUGGGAAAGCUAAUGGCAGUGGGGGACCUGAAAGCUCUGUUGGCAAGAGUAUUGGGGUUAUCUAAAUUGGAGUUUGUACUGAGGAAUGGAGGGUUGAAUAUACUGGAUGGAAAGUAUGAUGAGACUACACUUGAUCAUUGCAGAGGGGCGUUGUGGGCCACACUCAGGAGGGAGUUCCCGGUCCGUAUGGAUCCUAAAAACAUGAGAGGUCUCCCUAUUGGUGACACAGAGAACCCUGCAUCCUACCUGCAGGCCCAAGUAGACAGAUGGCGCAUGGAGACGGAUGAGGAUCCUGAGAUCCAUCCGGUGUUCUCUGUCAUGUUUAGAAACUCUGUGAUAGAGACACUACCCAGCCAAAUCAAAGCCAAGCUAGAGGAUGUGAUUGGACUGUCUACAUCAGGAUCUCAUAGAGAUUUUAAUGACCAUUUAGUUCAUGCAGUGGAUGAAUAUCGUCAGAAUAAACAAAGAAUACAGGAACAAAGCAAGGAGGUUCAGAGGAAGCUAUAUCAGCUUCAGCUGGAAGAUCUCACAAGGAAGGAAAGAGAUAAGAAGAGACAGGCAGGUGUUUUAGAACCAGCUGCAGUAAAUUCGCAAGCCGCCCAGCAGGGCGCACUUCAAAACCAUUAUCCAAGAUUGGCAUUUUCUCUCCCAGUACAACAGCCUCAGAGCCAACUGUCACCUACUCCACCUGUUACACAUGUACACAUCCAUAAUUAUGGGAACCUCACAAAUAAAAAUAGACAGAAUCAGGGGCCCCAAGGACAGUUUAGAAACAAUCAACAACCAGGAUCCCAAGGACAACGCAGAGGUCCUUUAAUAUGUUAUGGGUGCAACCAGGAAGGACAUUCUAAGAAAGAUUGUUUCACUAACCCUUUUCCAUCCCAACAAGGACAGGGCAACGGCUAUCAGGGGAGGCAAGACCAAGGGAGCUACAACCGGGGACAGCAGGGCCCCUUUGUAGGUCAGGGAUACUAGGGGUGCCCAGAGAAUCCACAGGGGGAGGGUCAGCUUGUAGCAAUCACAAAACAAGCUGAUGAGGAACCAAUACUGCAGGUUCUGAUAAAGUAUAGAGGCACGCCAAUGAUGGCCCACACUGGAGCCACUUACACUUGCGUAGGUCCAAAUUAUGCCUCACACCUCCCCCUGGCAGGAAAAUUCACCAAAACGUUGGGAUUCUCGGAGCACACGCAGUUAAUACCUAUGACAGCUCCAAGGAUGACAGUCUGUGAAUUCUUAUUUUAAGUUGUAUAUGUGAGCGAAUGAGUGAGUGAAUGAGCGAAUAAGUGAGUGAGUGAGUGAGUGAGUGAGUGAGUGAGAAAGAGUUACAUUGAGUUGAGUUAGAGGGGUCAGAUGAAGUGAUUUGUGAAGAAAGGAAAGGAAAGGAUUACUGAAAGUGAAAAUGGUUAUGGAGAUUUGUGAAAGUAAAGGAAGUAGAUAAAAAGAGGUAAAGAAAGUUAGAGAGAAGGAACGUAAGUAAGGAAAACCCGCCGGUGGGGGCUGGACAGAGAGACAACAGAGAGAAAGAGACUGAAUUUGCAUUGUACUGAAUAGAUUAUUUGUGUGCUUGGAUGUACUCUGUAUUUGGUCCCUGAAUGUAACCUAUGUCCACUGUUUUAGAGAAAACAUAGAACCACCACUGGGAUUGGUGAUUCUGUGGCUCUUGGAGACUCUGCAUCGCGUCGGAACACCAUGUGGUAUAGAUCAUUACAUCUUGGUACACGGAGCACUGGUGAGACAAAAGGUUGGAUCAGAGGGAGAAGGUGUCUGAAGAAGGGAGGGGAAUGUAAAGAAAGCAAAAAGGGCGGACGCGGACCGACACAGAGAUGGGUAGAAGCAGUCCCAUCAGAAGACCAAAGUGCGGCUACGGUAAUCAAGGUUCUG